AUGGUAACUUGGACGCAGCUAUACGUAGCUGCGACCUGGCUCUUCAUCGCCUGUCGCGCCGUGAAAGUCUUUCCAACUCCAAAGUCAAGCGGAUGGAUCCCGUCCUUAACGAAUCUCGUCGUAUUCGGCGACAGCUACACGGACGAAUCGCGACUUCCGUACUUCAUUAACCACAACGGAACUGCCCCCCCGACAGGUUUCCUUCCACCCGCGAGUAAUGCUACAGCAGGCGGUGGUAUGACAUGGGCUCGUCACGUCGCAAAAAGUACAGGAGCGAAGCUAUAUAACUACGCCGUCUCAGGAGCAGUUUGUGAUAAUAAUCUUGUCAAUAGAUACAUCUCUGUUCUUUACGGACCAUUCCCCGAUGUAGUUUAUGAAGUCAAUGCUUUCGUGUCAGAUUCAACGUUUAUUAAUGAGACUACCAACACGCCGUUUUUCGCAGAUCGUGACGAAAGCAACACGAUCUACUCGAUAUGGAUUGGCACUAACGACCUCGGAGUAAAUGGAUUUCUGACAGACAGCAAUCUUCACGAAAGCUCUCUUCCGAGCUUUACGGACUGCAUUAUGGAUAAGUUCGAUCAAAUAUAUGCCAAUGGAGGGCGCUACAUGGUCUUGAUGAAUUUAGCUCCAUUACAACUGACGCCUCUUUAUGGAAUGCCACAAGUUGGAGGGCUCUCAAAGAGUAGUUACUGGGGAGAGAAGCCAACAAAUACAUCUGAAAUUAGCGGUAAGAUGAAAGAAUACACGAAAACUGUCAAUUCUCUACUCAGUUAUCGAAUACCCUACGAAAAAUUGAUCGCUGAACGCUACCCCGACGCUUCGUUUGCCAUAUUUGAUACUAACUCCCUUAUCACCGAUAUUUACAACUCUCCAAACGACUAUCUAGUUGCGCCUGCAAACUCUACUCAUCAAUAUUUCAAAUGCGACCCAGUGCCUUGGGGAAAAUGCGUCAGACAACCCGAAGGACUCGAUCACUACUUGUGGUUUGACGAGCUACAUCCCGGUGAAAAGACCAAUGAAGUUAUAGCGGGUGAGUUUGUGAAAUUAGUACAGGGUACAAGCAGCUAUGCGACAUAUUGGUGA
Messenger RNA from Blumeria graminis f. sp. triticale, 1083 nucleotides. The record is from the annotation of a GenBank genome assembly. Lineage: Eukaryota; Fungi; Ascomycota; Leotiomycetes; Helotiales; Erysiphaceae.